AUCUUUUCCGGGUUUUCCGCGGUUUCCGCGGAAUAAACUCUGUCAGGGGAAUUAAUCGGAAUGUAGCCACCAAAUGACACAUUGGCGGGAAGCUGGUUCAUAGACCUGUGAAUGAUCCAGGUCGGUUUAAAACAUGAAGCGCGGCAGAUACCAGCCACCACUCAGAAGUGAGGGGAAUGAAUUUUCUUUGCGCAUGAAACCUCCAAGGAUUGAACAUUUUCAGGCUGGAGCUAGCAAUGGCUGUAGUGAGGAGAGGAAUGUACAAAAAAGUAAAGCAAAAAGAGUUGAGUUCAACAAAUCAGAUGUCAAAAUGGUACCAACUGAUGAUAAAAACGAAACGUCAGAUGUAGAAAUGAGAUCGGGUCAUACACCUGGUUGCGCUGAUAACAUGUUGGACUUCAGGGAAUCACAGCAUAGAAACUCUAAAAGGAAGACACUGUGUAAUGGAUGUAUAGUUUGGGGAAAGUUUCUUAAAACUUGGUUACCAGGAGUGAUAUUUCCAGGACCAAUGGCUGGUCAGAAACCUGCAAAGCCAGGCUGGACAUGGCUGAUAUGGUUGCAAGACUUAAAGAUAACUCUAAUGGGACUCGGCCAAGUAGUGCAGUUUGCUGAUGGAUUUAGGCAGAAUACUACACACAAGCUUUCUUCAGCAAAUGAAAUAGCCAUAGUCAAAGCACUUCAGAUUUGUGCUGACCGAGCUGGGAUACCCGUGACAGGAUUUGAAAAUGUGAAGAGGUGGGGUCUGUUAGAUGGGGGUUUUCUCAAACUUGUUGAAUCUGCUGAAAAAGGAACAGACCUUUUUACACCCAAAACAGGAUCAGAGUUUCCCUCCUACAUUUUAAUUGAAAUUGAAAAAUUGCGAAGAGAGGUUUGUGUACCUGACAGUGACAAUGAUGAAGAGGAAGUUGAAAGUUUUGAGCAUGAUGUUUACAAAAAUGCUGAUUUUUGUUUGUCAUGUGCUAAGCAUGGGAAGAAAAUUGUUUAUCACCAUCCAUUGUUUGAGGGUAACAUGUGCAAUAGCUGUAAGGGCAAGCUGUUAGAGAGCCUUUAUGUGAUUGAUACAGAUGGUUAUUAUCUUUUCUGUUCUGUUUGUGGAGGGUCAGGUCAGUUGUAUGUCUGUGAAGAGAACGAUUGUGGCAGAACAUUCUGUGUAAGAUGUAUGAGACGUUAUCUGAGUAUAGACGCUCAGAAACUGGUACAAGAGAAAUCCCCUUGGACAUGUUUCCUGUGUAACCAGUAUAGUAUAGAGAGUCAUGGUGCACUGGUACCUAGGGCCGAUUGGGAAGAUGAACUUGUCAGAUUCUUCAAUCCAGAAUUCGAGCAGGUAACUGUGUCUCCAGUAUUGGAGAGUCAGUCUACGAGGAAAUUGAGAGUUCUUUCCCUUUUUGAUGGCAUGGGAUAUGUGAAGGUGGCACUGGAUCAGUUGCACUUGGACAUAGAGAAGUACUUUGCUGUUGAGAGUGAUGUAACUGGUAAACAAAUCAGCAACAAACAGUUUAAAUCUGAUAUUGUUGAAAUUGGAGAUUUUAAUACUAUAACAAGAGAAAAGCUAAAGGAGAUAUGCCCAAUAGAUCUGGUUGUAGCAAGACCUCCUACAGAAGAUCUUGAUAUUACAAAUAGGGACCAUGAAGGCUUUAAUGGAUCUGGGUGGAUGAUGUUCAAAGUGUUGGAUAUGUUAAAGACAAUCCAGCUGAUCUGUAAGGGUACCAACACUGUAUACUGGCUGGUCGAGACGACGGCAACAAUGAUGUCUGAGUACAAAACAGUACUGUCCAAUUUAUUUGAGAGGGAACCAUGUAUGUGGGAUGCACAGUUUUUCUCACCUAUCAUCCUGCCGAAGUAUUACUGGGGAAAUAUUCCCGCCCUGUACAGUUCAUUCCAGUUUUACAAAGCCAACAAGGGACAGGUUCCAAACCUAGAUUCAUACAUUAUGACACAUGUGCACAGAUCUGCUGAGGUGAAAAGGUUACGUGGUUGGGCAAUAGUUACUUAUGUUGAAAGAGUCAAAGAAGACCAGAAUGAUCCUGAUGAAGGAGUGUUUAGUGAUUCACCUGAUGACCGAUCUGAAUCCUUUGAAAGGAUACUAGAUUUGAACUUUGUUGGUAGCAAUGAGGAGGAGGCCUAUCCCGGAGGCAGGCAGGAGGAGGUCUUUGUUGGUAGCAGUCUGGUGGAUGACCUUGGUGGCAGUGACGACCUGGAGGAGAAGACCCAUGCUGGAAGAAGCCAGGAGGAGGUCUUUAUUGAUAGCAGUCUGGUGGAUGACCUUGGUGGUAGUGACCUAGAGGAGGAGACCCAUGCUGGAAGAAGCCAGGAGGAGGUCUUUGUUGAUAGCAGUCUGGUGGAUGACUUUGGUAGCAGUGGCCUAGAGGAGGAGGAGGAGGAAGAAAUCAUUAUUCCACCCUCUGUACCAAAGAUGAACAUUGAUGACAGCACAGUGUUUACUUUACCUGUGAAAAUGAAUGGAAAGGAUGUAGAGAUUUGGCCAACAGAAGUUGAAAAACUUCUCGGAUUACCAAUCCACUACACAGAUACUGGCAUAAGUUUUCGCAAGAGGCAAAAAGAACUGAUGAAAGCAUCAAGUAUUGAUGUGCUAAAACAUGUCCUCACUCCUCUCAAAGAAACAUUCUCACAGCAUUCUUAAAAAAAGUAAGAUAGUGAUAUAAAGCUGUGUGCAAAUCCCUAAUGGAUAUAUUGUUGAUUGCAAUAACUU
Molecule: messenger RNA, 2710 nt
Organism: Ruditapes philippinarum (Manila clam)
Lineage: Eukaryota; Metazoa; Mollusca; Bivalvia; Venerida; Veneridae
Product: DNA (cytosine-5)-methyltransferase 3A-like
Exons: 19
Coding region: 134-2641 (835 amino acids)
Biological process (GO): regulation of gene expression
Cellular component (GO): nucleus
Source: RefSeq, a predicted model, not a curated record